This is a messenger RNA of Drosophila kikkawai, 777 nucleotides long. RefSeq lists its product as uncharacterized. The record is from RefSeq and is a predicted model, not a curated record. NCBI's taxonomy places the organism in Eukaryota, Metazoa, Arthropoda, Insecta, Diptera, Drosophilidae.
GGUAGCCGCUUCUUUAUAAGUCAAUUGCUGUAUACUUUUUUGUAUUCUCCUGAAACAAUCCAAAUUGUUAGUGACAAAAUGCUUAGGAAACUUUUCAAGUCGAUGCGUAUCUAUACCCGCCUCUGGUUAUUCGUGGCGAUGCAGCUUUCGGUGAUGAUGUCGAUGAUAGAUAUUCUGAUCAAAAUUGAGCUGUCACAUAAACACCGAAAGGCCGAGCUCAUUCUUAAUUUUUACCUAAGUGGGCUAGCUUACAGUCCAUUAUUAUCCGCAUCCGCCAUAAGCAGCUUGUUCUACGGUUACGGAUUGGUCUACCUUAACACCGCCGGCUGCCUUGACAAUUUCCUGUCCAGGAUCCGUAAGGCGAGCCUUUCGGUGUGGGAUCGGUUUGGUUACGUGAUGUUCCUGCCCUGGCUGCUAGGAGUGGGCCAGGGUCUUUUUCACUUCCCGUAUUACGAGGUGGAAGAUGCCUACGACACUGGCACCAUAAACUUCAAGCUGGACUUCUGGUACUUCAGGCUAGUCUUGACUCUAGGCAGUUUUGUAAUGGCCUUUAGACUACUCCUGGCUCUGGGCAGUUUUUUGAUAGCCUUUAGAGUCUAUCGCCAGAUGAUACGUUCUCGCUACAUCCAAAACAUCGAACCGGAAAUAUUGGAUUACGCCCGGAGAAUCAAUGAACUGGCCGGCUUUGAGAUCAUUCUCCUGGAUACUUGAGCAAAUUGAGAAAAAAUUGUAAUUUUUUAAUUUCAAAUAUAACAUAAAUAGUGCAUAGUCAUUUUA